AUGGAGGAACCAUCUUCAUCAGAUAUCCUCGAAGGAGAGAUUGUUGGAAUCAAAUUCGGUCUUGCAACUAACCAUCAAAUCCGUAAAGCAUCAAUCAGAGAGGCCAAGAUCGAUCAUGCCAACCAAUUGUCAAACUCGUUCCUGGGGUUACCUUUGGAGUUUGGCAAGUGUGAAUCUUGCGGUGCAACAGAAACAGAUAAAUGUGAAGGCCAUUUUGGGUACAUUGAGCUGCCAGUGCCAAUAUACCAUCCUGCUCAUGUGAAGGAGCUGAAAGAAAUGCUGAGUCUCCUGUGCUUGAAGUGCCUGAAGAUGAAGAAGGCCAAGAGCACAAGUGGUGGUAUUGCAGAGCGACUAUUAGGUGUUUGUUGUGAGGAAGCUUCGCAAAUCUCAAUCAGAGAAAAAGCAUCAGAUGGUGCCUCAUAUCUAGAACUGAAGGUCCCAUCUAAGUCAAGACUGCAGGGCGAUUGCUGGAAGUUUCUAGAAAGAUAUGGUUAUCGCUAUGGAGGUAAUCACACGCGGCCCCUGCUGGCGAGAGAGGUGAAGGAAAUCAUAAGACGGAUCCCCGAAGAAACGAGGAAAAAACUCACAGCAAAGGGACAUAUUCCUCAAGAAGGAUACAUACUAGAAUGUCUUCCAGUCCCUCCUAACUGUUUGGCAGUGCCAGAUGCUUCUGAUGGUGUCAGCUCUAUGUCGGUGGAUCCUUCCAGAAUUGAGCUAAAAAACGUUCUGAAGAAAGUGAUUGCCAUAGAAAGCUCUAGGUCUGGUGAAACAAACUUUGAGUCUCAUAAGGCUGAAGCGGAUGACAUCUUCAGAGUGGUGGAUACAUACCUGCAGGUGAGGGGUACUGCCAAAGCAGCAAGACACAUUGAUCUGAGAUUCGGUGGUGCGAAGAUGUCAGACAGCUCUUCUUCAAAAGCUUGGGCAGAGAAGAUGAGAACACUUUUCAUUCGUAAGGGUUCAGGCUUCUCUUCUCGCAGCGUCAUCACAGGGGAUGCUUACAGAAAGGUGAACGAAGUUGGGAUCCCAAUGGAGAUUGCCCACAGAAUCACUUUCGAGGAGAGAGUUAGCGUCCACAACAUUGGUUAUCUACAAGAGCUAGUGGACAACAAGAUGUGCCUGAGCUAUACUCAAGGUUCUACGACCUAUUCUCUGAGGGAUGGUUCCAAGGGGCACACUGUGCUGAAGCCAGGGCAGAUUGUUCAUCGCAGAGUCAUGGAUGGCGAUGUAGUUUUUAUUAACCGACCCCCGACGACGCACAAGCAUUCUCUUCAAGCACUUCGGGUGUAUGUCCACGAAGACAACACGGUGAAGAUAAAUCCUCUCAUGUGUGGCCCCCUCAGUGCUGACUUUGAUGGUGAUUGUGUCCAUCUGUUUUACCCGCAGUCACUUACCGCCAAGGCAGAGGUUAUGGAGCUCUUCUCUGUUGAUAAGCAACUGCGUAGCUCACAUACAGGGAAUCUGAUUUUGCAGAUGGGCCUUGAUUCUUUGCUGUCGUUGAGGGUUAUGCUUGAGCAGGUGUUUCUAAACAAGGCAACUGCUCAACAGCUAGCUAUGUAUGGGUCCCUGUCUUUGCCACCACCAGCAAUAAGAAAGUCCAGUAGAUCUGGCCCGUCUUGGACAGUUUUUCAGAUUCUACAGCUCGCGUUUCCUGAGCGUCUGAGCUGUAAAGGGGACAGGUUCUUGGUUAGUGAAAGUGAUUUGAUGUGCUUUGAUAUUGGGGUUGAUGCCAUGGCGUCUAUGGUUAGUGAAAUAGUCACUUCCAUCUUGUUGGAGAAGGGUCCAAAGGAGGCACUGGGAUUCUUUGAUUCACUGCAGCCUCUAUUGAUGGAACAUCUUUCCGGUGUGGGUUUUAGUCUAAGUUUGGAAGACUUAUCCAUGUCUAGGGAAGACAUGGAUGUUAUUCACAAUCUUAUCAUCCGGGAGAUUUCUCCUAUUGUGUCUCGCUUGAGAUUAUCAUAUGACGAUGAAUUGCAACUAGAGAACAGCAUCCACAAAGUGAAGGAAGUGGCGGCUAACUUUAUGCUGAAGUCAUAUUCCAUGCGGAACUUGAUUGACAUCAAGAGUAACUCAGCAAUCAACAAGCUGGUGCAGCAGAUAGGCUUCCUGGGUCUUCAGCUUUCGGACAAGAAGAAGUUGUACACAAAAACUCUGGUGGAAGAUAUGGCUCAGUUUUGUAAGAGAAAAUAUGGCAGGAUUUCUUCCUCUGGAGAUUUUGGAAUUGUGAAGGGCUGCUUCUUUCACGGACUGGAUCCCUAUGAAGAGAUGGCUCAUUCGAUUGCAGCAAGAGAGGUCAUUGUUCGCUCUUCAAGGGGUUUAGCUGAGCCUGGGACACUCUUCAAGAAUUUGAUGGCUGUUCUCCGGGACGUGGUGAUUACUAACGAUGGAACUGUGAGAAACACAUGCAGUAACUCGAUAGUGCAGUUCAAGUAUGAAGUCAAUUCUGAACGUGGACAUCAAGGUUUGUUUGAAGCGGGAGAGCCUGUUGGAGUAUUGGCAGCUACCGCCAUGUCAAAUCCUGCCUAUAAGGCGGUGCUUGAUUCCAGUGCCAGUAGUAAUUCAUCAUGGGAGCUAAUGAAGGAAGUUUUGCUCUGCAAAGUCAACUUCCAAAACACAACCAACGAUCGGCGUGUAGUUCUUUAUUUAAAUGAAUGCCACUGUGGAAAAAGGUAUUGCCAGGAAAAUGCUGCUUACACAGUUAGGAACAAGCUAAAGAGAGUUAGUCUUAAAGAAACUGCAGUGGAGUUCCUAGUCGAAUACAGAAAGGAACAAGCAAUUUCAGAAAUUUUCGGAAGUGAUUCAUGCCUACGUGGCCAUAUUCAUCUUAAUAAGACAUUGUUGCAAGAUUGGAACAUCAGUAUGCAGGAUAUACUGCAAAAGUGCGAGGAUGCAAUUAGCUCACUAAAGAAAAAGAAAGCUGAUGACUUCAAGAGAACGAGUUUCUCUGUCAGUGAGUGCUGCUCUUUCCGAGAUCCAUGUGCGAGCAAAGAUUCUGAUAUGCCUUGCCUGAUGUUCUCCUCCUACAAUGCCGCCGAUCCUGAUCUAGAAAGAACUCUCGAUGUCCUUUGCAAUACAAUUUACCCAUUUCUCUUGGAGACAGUGAUCAAAGGUGAUCCACGGAUUUCCUCAGCAAAUAUCAUCUGGAAUAGUCCAGAAAUGACCACCUGGAUCCGGAAUCGCCAUGCGUCUCGCCGAGGGGAAUGGGUUCUGGAUGUUACCGUUGAAAAGUCUGCUGUCAAGCAAAGCGGCGAUGCAUGGAGGGUUGUGAUUGAUUCCUGUCUCUCAGUGCUUCAUCUAGUGGACACAAAACGAUCAAUCCCAUACUCUAUAAAGCAAGUGCAAGAGUUGCUUGGGUUAUCCUGUGCUUUUGAGCAAGCAGUUCAGCGUCUCUCAGCUUCAGUGAGAAUGGUCUCCAAAGGAGUUCUGAAAGAACACAUCAUCCUCCUAGCAAACAACAUGACCAGUUCAGGAAACAUGUUGGGUUUCAACUCUGGAGGUUACAAGGCUUUGACACGAGCCUUGAACAUCAAAGCUCCAUUCACAGAAGCAACUCUGAUUGCACCAAGGAAAUGUUUUGAGAAGGCUGCUGAGAAGUGUCAUACAGACACUCUAUCCACAGUCGUUGGCUCUUGUUCUUGGGGAAAGCGUGUGGACGUUGGAACAGGUUCACAGUUCGAGCUCCUGUGGAACAAAAAAGAGACUGGCCUAGAUAACGAAGAUAAAACAGAUGUGUUCAGCUUUCUCGAAAUGGUCAGAUCCACGACAAAGGCAGAUGCAUAUGUUUCUUCCCCUGGUUUUGAUGUUACAGAGGAAGAAAUGGCUGAAUGGGCUGAAUCGCCUGAGCGAGACUCUGCUCUUGGAGAGGCCAAGUUUGACGACAGUGCUGAGUUCGAAAAUAUACAUGAUGAAGGCAAGCCAUCGGAAUCCAAGUGGCAGACCGGAUCUCUUUGGGACAAUGGUUUCAGUGGUGGCUCAGAGUGGGGAGUCCCCAAAAAUACAGGUGGUGAGGAAAACUGGGAAAAGACUACAAAUGGUGCGAAGGAAGAUGCUUCGUCUGGUUGGAACAUCAAAAAGGAUGCCCCAGAAUCUUCCAACUCAGAUUCAUGGGGUGCUUGGGGCUCAAAGACAAAAGAUGAUGAUGCAAAUACAACACCGAACUGGGAAACAAGACCAGCUCAGGAAGAAUCUGUUGUCAUCGAAAACAAUGAGCCUGGUUUUGACGUUUGGGGACCCAAAUCUGUUUCAGACAAAUCUUGGGGAAAAAAGAACACUGGAACUGAGUCCGGUGGUGCCACUUGGGGUUCUACGGACAAAUCUAAUUCUGAAGCUGAACCAGAUGCUGCUGCUUGGGGUUCUCAGGCCAGAAAGGAACCAGAUGCUGCUGCUUGGGGUUCUCAGGCCAGAAAGGAACCAGAUACUGCUGCUUGGGGUUCUCAGGCCAGAAAGGAACCAGAUGGUGUUGCUUGGGGUUCUCAGGCCAGAAAGGAACCAGAUACUGCUGCUUGGGGUUCUCAGGCCAGAAAGGAACCGGAAACUCAAUCAAAUGUGGCUGCUUGGGGUUCCGGGAGCAGAACGUACAAAGUAACUGAAGCAGAUGCUGCUGCUUGGGGUUCUCAGGCCAGAAAGGAACCGGAAACUGAAUCAGAUGUGGCUGCUUGGGGUUCCGGGAGCAAAACGAACAAAGUAACUGAACCUGCUCCCGCUGCUUGGGGUUCUUGGGACAAAAAGAACACAGGAACCGAAUCAGGUCCUGCUACUUGGGGUUCCCGGGACAACAAGAAUUCUAAACCUGGAUCUGGUGCUGCUUUUUGGGGAUCCAGGAACGAAAAGAGCUUGGAAACUGAGUCAGGUGGUGCUACAUGGGGUUCUAGGGACAAGUCUAAUACUGAAAGUGAACCAGGUCAUGCCGCUUGGGGUUCUCAGACCAAAAAGACUUCUGAAGCCGAAUCUGGUGGUGCUGAUUGGGGUGCUUGGGACAAAAAGAAUUCAGGAACUGAAUCACCUGGUACUGCUGCUUGGGGUUCUAAGGACAAAAGUGAUUCGGAAACUGGAUCUCCUGCUGCUUGGGGACAGCCAAGUCCCACUGAUGCCACUGUAGAUGAUGGAAAUCCGUGGGUGUCCUUGAAGGAGACCAAAAACGGAGAAGAGGAUGAUAAAGAGAGAAGCCAGUGGGGAAAUCCAACCAAGAGAUUCCCAUCUUGUGGCUCACAGGGUGGCUGGUCCAACGGUGGUGGUUCAGACUGGAAGAGGAACCGUCCUCCUAGGACCCCUGGAUCGGAGAAUAAUCUGGCUCCCAUCUAUACAUCAACGGGACACCGCAUGGACACGUUCACCUCUGAGGAGCAAGACCUUCUCUCAUAUGUCGAACCAGUCAUGAAGUCUCUCAGGAAAAUACUGCAUCAUUCCGGGUACCCUGAUGGAGAACCAAUCUCGGAUGAGGACAAGACGUUUGUCCUGGAGAAGAUUCUGAACUUCCAUCCAGACAAAGACGCAAAGAUUGGUUCGGGUGUUGACUUCAUCACGAUCGAUAAGCACACAACGUUUGCAGACACCAGGUGCUUCUUCGUAGUCUCAACUGAUGGCGCAAGGCAAGACUUUUCAUACCGGAAAUGCGUCGCCAACUGCAUGAUGGAGACAUUCCCCAACCUCGCUGAAGAAUUCCUCGAGAAGUACUUCAGAAAGCGUCGUCCUGAUGAAAACAGAAACAGCCAAGAAGCCACUCCACCUGGAAACCCUAACAAGGAAGAAGAGAGUCAGAGUCAGUCUCAGCCCACUGGUAGUGGUGGCGAAGAGACUCAGUGUCAGUCUAACAAGGAAGAAGAGAGUCAGAGUCAGUCUCAGCCCAAUGGUAGUGGUGGCGAAAAGACUCAGGAUCAGGAUCAGGCUCAGCCCACUGGUAAUGCUGAAGCAGGUGAAGAGUCUCAGUCUCAGAGUUGA
Messenger RNA from Microthlaspi erraticum, 5934 nucleotides. The record is from the annotation of a GenBank genome assembly. Lineage: Eukaryota; Viridiplantae; Streptophyta; Magnoliopsida; Brassicales; Brassicaceae.